AGGACAUCAAUGGGGAACUCCUAUGCGGGCCAGCUGCGGACCACGCGCUUUGAGGAGGUUCUUCAUAACUCCAUUGAGGCAUCACUGAGGUCGAACACAGUUAUCCCCAGACCUGUCUUCUCACAGCUGUACCUUGAGACAGAGCAGUCGUUGGCGCACGACGGCCGUACAGAGAAUGAUGAUGAGGACGACGAAGAUGGCUCAGAGACUAACAGCCCCCCCAUACCCUAUCAGAUGAAGCCCCCACCUGACGGAUGCUGCACCACAGAUGGCUUCUGUCAGGCUGGCAGGGACCUGCGCCUGUCCUCGAUGACUUCAGAUUCCCUGGAUGUUCCCCCUGGUUUCCUGUUGGUUGGGAUAAAGUCGCCCUCUCUCCCUGAGACGCUGCUGGUGUGCGCUGUGGACCGCCGCUUCCUGCCAGAUGAACGGGGUCGUCACGCACUGCUGGGCUUCUCUGGGAACUGCACGGGCUGCGGAGAGAAAGGCUUCCGUUACUUCACAGAGUUCUCCAACCACAUUAACCUGAAGCUCAGCACCCAGCCCAAGAAACAGAAGCACUUGAAGUACCAUCUGUACCGAAACAACCAGGGCGCGCUGGUCAAAGGGGCGCCCAUCUGCUGGAGGGGACACGAUGGCAGGAUGAGACAGAUGGGGUCCGCCCUCGCCGAAGGUCACGUGACGUCUGAUGAACAGCCACCCAACCUGGCCACACACACACCUGGCAGCUAUACAGUGGGAUCACACGUGGACCCUGCCGGUCUGCCACAAGUCACUGACCUUCCCCAAACACUGACAAAUGGCCACCAUGCUGUUCCCUCCGUCACCCAGCCGCCUUUAAAUCAGUCAGGGCCUGGGAGGCCCUCAGUUACAGGGACACAUGCAAAUGCUGGACCCCCAAAAAAGAGGCACAAGGGCUGGUCCCCGGAUUCGUCUGCCAACAGUCUGCCAGAGAGCACUUUAAAGACACCACCCUCUUCAUCGGCCUCGUCAACACUAUCAGUGUCCUCUGCCCUAACAAAUGGAACCAGAUCAGAGACUGCAGCCCUGCUGAGUUCAUCGCAGCAUUCGUCAACCCCACUUCCUCUCCCGGAGCUGCCUGUAACAGUGCCCGAUCAGCUGCUACACACCUGCAGACUGCAACCUGUCGUCUUCAAAGGUCAUGGCUCCCUCCCUCAGCUGACCGGCAAUGUCAGUGAAGUGCUCGUCAGUUCUCUGCUGCAGAGUUGUUACCUGAGCUCCCAGGUGCUCCCCAGGGUGUACCAGCACUAUGGGCCAUCGCCCAUUCAGCCGCUGUCCACCGAGAUGCAGAUUCUGCUCACAGUUUACUACCUUGUUCAGCUAGGCCCUGACCAAGUGCCCCUGAUCGAGGACUUGGAGCAGAUAUUCAUGAGGUCGUGGAGGGAGUCUCACCUCAGUGAGAUUAGACAGUACCAGCAGCCUCAAACACCAGCCACCCAAGGGAGGCACUAUGCCUUAGAGACCCCCUCCACCCUGCCCGGGCUCCCGCAGAGCCAGCAACCCCUGACCCCCAGCCAGCUUCCCUGGCUCGCCCAGCUGGCUGCGUCGUCCUGUGGCGAGGGCGUGGUCGUGUUAGGGGAGCAGAUCAGAUCUUUGGCUCAAGGCCUCGAACAAACGUUCAGCAGGUUGAUGGAAGGACGGCUUAAGAACACCAACUAUGUGGUCAUUAUUGUCACUGCGGCGGGAAAGGAGACACAGUCCUGCGUGGUUGUCACAGGCAAACAUCAAUGCCGUGCCUUGGCAGAGACUAUGUAUUCCCCCUGUGAGGGACUGAAAGAAAUCAACCACCAGCUCUCCACUGGUGUUGCGCAAGAACUCAUCCACUUCUGCAAUUCACUGGGACAAGAUGGCGAUAUGGAUUCCCUCCUGGAUAGUGCCACUGUGGACAGCAACGAGCCGUCCCCUCUGCUCAGCAGUCAGGAGUCGGCCGAAGACAGAGGUCUCAAAAGCACACACAGCUCAAAAGAUUCACUCACACACUGUUCGAAAGACUCACACAGUCCUAAAGAGAGAGCUUCGAGUCCCAAAGACACCUGUUCAGAAUACUCUGUUGAGUGGCGUGAGGUCCGUUCCAUCCAGCUGGCAGUGGCCAGGAAGCUGCUGUCCCACGUUUGUGCUAUAGCAGACUCCAGCACACAGAACCUGGACCUUGGCUCCUUCGACAGGGUCAGCUUCCUCAUCCUGGUCCCCCCCUCCGAGGUCACGUUCCAACAGACCGUGCUCCACGUCAGGAGCUCCGGUGUCCUUCAGGAGCUCGGGACUUUAGACCAGGAGUGUGCGUCUCAGCGGGAAGCUGAGCAUUACGUGGUCAAGAUGGACCAGAGCGCUCAGGCACAAAUCGACAAUCUCAUUCAGGAAGCCCAAAGCAACACCUACACGCUAUACAUCCUGGUCCAUGACCAUGCACACUGGGACAUCAGCAGUGCAUCCUACAACACCUCAGACAGUGGGUCGGGUCUAGUGGACCAGCUCUUGAACUCCCGACGGGUCAGAGAUGCUCCGAACAUCCUAAUUCUCCACGUCACCUCCUUCCCUUUCGCUCUGCAGACACAGUACACCCGCAUCAGCCCCUACAACGAGAUCCACUGGCCCUCAGCAUUCAGUAAUGAUGUGGACCUAUAUCACGAGAAGACACGCUACUUCGGCGUGUCAGAGCUUUUAGAGUCGACUCGCUCGGGAAGCAGCCUGCCUUUGAUGCGUCACGAUUCCUCCUUUGAGAGCAUGGCGUCUGCCCUGGAAGAAAGGUUCCCUAAGCUGCACAGUGCUGUGAUCCGGACCACAGUGCUGAUCCAGCACUACUGUGUAGCCCUGAUGGCUGCGUCCGGCAGAAUCAGUGGCUCCCACAAUCUGCACAAACACACAUCAGUGGAGACCCUGGAGAUCGUGCAGUCACUGCUCACUGCCGCGCAGCAGUGUCCCGCCCGCCACGGUCACAUGGUCCUGCUGCGGAUCCCCUCCCUGGCUCUGGCUGCAUGGGCCCAUCGGCGGCUGUCCAAAGUCAGGAGACAGCUGGGUCUGGAAGAGAGUUUUGAGAUCAUACUUGGAAAUCCCAACCAACCUCUGAAUAUUGGACAGACCUUCACGGAUCAGAUCAAGACAUGGCAGCAGAUCCAGGAUUCUGAGUGGAUUCCUCGUACCUACUUGGAGCUGGAGGCCCUUCCCUGCAUCCUGAUCCUGUCUGGAGCUGAGCCUCUGGGAGAAUCACUGCCCAGGUCGCUGAAGUACUGUGACCUUCGGGUGAUAAGCUGCUCUUACCUUCAGCGAACCACCCUCGAACAAGAGCUGGGGCUGGCUGCUUAUCUCGUGAAGGAGGAGUCACGACCCCCACACGACCCCGGCCCAGGCAGUGACCUGCUGGAGAGUGAUGCCGAAAAACUCAGCAGCACUGACAAUGAGGAGGAGGAGGAGGGACAAGAGAACGAGGACUCCCCCCUGUCAUCCAGUCAGCAGCUCCAGUCAUGCCCGGACAGUGGAGCCUUAGAUCCCUUGUCUGCCCAAAGCUCCACCUCUCCAAACGUCCAGAAAGGGACCGUGGAUACCAUGCAGGCUCCCUCACAAUCACAGGCUCAAUUUCAGUCACAGACUUCAUCUCAAUCGUUUGCGCAUCCUCAGCCUACGCCGCACCACCAAACCCAACCUCAAGUACCAAGUUUUUCCCAGGCCCAACCCGUGUCCCAGCUGCAGACACCCAGCCCUCAAGCUCAGCCGCUUCCCCCAACCCAGUCUCGUCGGCAACACUCCAAAUCCACCUCCUCCGGCUCCUUGUCCCCGCGAUCCUCCUCGCCUCACCUGAGCUGCUCCUGGGCGCGGGGGGUGAGUCGCCCGCCCUCCGUGCUCCUCCCUCGUGCUCUGUGCGACAUCAUCAUGGCCAGUGACAGCAGCGGGCUUCCACGCUGCACCUCAUUCCUGCCACACAUGUCCGUGGCAUGGGCGAGCAGCUUCAGGCCCUUGCUGAGUAAGAUGAUGACGUGCACAGAGCAGUCGCUGUAUUAUCGCCAGUGGACGGCCCCUCGCUCCCACCACAUGGACAGCAGCAAUCGCACGGAGGGAAGAAGUGACAACUUUCACCCUCGCAGGCUGCUGCUCAGUGGACCCCCGCAGGUGGGUAAGACAGGAGCGUACCUGCACUUCCUGGGUAUUUUGUCUCGGAUGCUCAUAAGGCUGAUGGAGGUGGACAUCUACGAUGAAGAGGACGUCAACUACAGUGCCCAGGCGGAUGGGGUGCAGUACCACCCACCCAAUGCUUCCUGGCCCAACCCAGACAUCAUGAAGACGAUGCCCUUUGACUACACCCUCCAUGACCCCAAAUACGAUGACAUCAGUGCUGUGUAUUGUCCUGGAUAUAGGCCCAGUGUUGAGGGAAACCCUGUCCGUCAGGAGGAUGUGUAUCUUCGCAGGCGGACCUCUAGGAUCAAGCUGUCUAAAUAUGCAGCCUACAACACAUACCAUCACUGUGAACAGUGUCAUCAGUACUUGGGCUUCAACCCCAGAUACCAGAUGUAUGAGUCAACGCUGCAUGCCUUCACAUUCACCCAUCUGCUGCUUGGGGAAGAGAUCCAGCUCUACUUCAUCAUCCCAAAGUCUAAAGAGCACUACUUCAGCUUCAGCCAACCAGGGGGCCAGCUGGAGAGCAUGCGGUUGCCCCUCAUCUCUGAUUGGAGCCCAGAUUGCAUCAAGAGUCCAAUCUUCACUCCGACCACUGGCCGUCAUGAGCACGGUCUGUUCAACCUGUACCAUGCCAUGGACGGCGCCUCACAUCUGCAUAUCCUGGUAGUGAAAGAGUAUGAGAUGGCCGUCUACAAAAAGUACUGGCCCAACCACAUCAUGCUGGUGCUGCCCACUGUUUUUAAUGGAACUGGAAUAGGUGCCGCUCACUUCCUGAUUAAAGAGCUUUCUUAUCACAACCUGGAGCUAGAGCGCAGCCGUCGGUUGGAGGGAGGGGGCCCCGCGGUGGACGUCUGGCCCUUCAUCAUCCUGGCUGAUGACUCCUGUGUUAUGUUCAACACAGUGGACCUCGACGCGCGCAAUGGCCCAACGGAGCACGCCGUGUCACUGAAGCAGGUCUUACAGCACAUGGAGGCCUGUCCGGACCUGGCCAACUAUGGGCUGUGCGGGAUCAGGAAGUGGAGCAGCCGUGGACUCACAGGUAACAGACAGAGGGAGCCCUUCUCCAGAGGUCACCUUCAUGACUUCCUCCUCCUCAACGUGGACCGGAGUCAGAACAUACAGUACGACCAAAACCGAUUCACCUGUCACGACGUGGACUUCACCCUGAGGCUGCACAGCGCCGGACUGCUCGUCUGCAGGUUCAACAGCUUCAGCGUCAUGAAGAAGCAGAUCGCCAUUGGUGGAUACAAGACGUUUAUCAUCAAGACCAAGAUGACAGAUGUUCCCACCUCAGUGGGGCCCUCGCAGUACAUCUGUGCCCCAGACAGCAAGCACCUUUUCCUGGCUACACCUGCUCAGCUCCUCCUGGAAAAAUACCUCCAACACACCAGCCAGAAGCUGUUUCCACUCAGCACCAAGAACUACGCUCACCCUGUUCUGUCUGUGGACUGCUAUCUCAACCUGGGACCUGAGGUGACGGUGUGUUUUGUGAGCUCCAGACCUCACUCUGUCAACAUCAGUACCACGGGGCUGCUGUUCAGCGGCCUUCUCCUGUGUUUCGCUGAUACCUUUGUGACCGCCGGCUUCCUCAAGAAGUUCACCUUCCUCAAAGGUGCAACUCUGUGUGUCAUCAGUGCGGAUCGCAGCUCGCUGAGGCAGACAGUGGGCAGGCUGGAGCUGGAGGAGGAGUGGAGGUUCCGGCUCAGCGACGAAUUCCAGACGGCCAACGCCAAAGAGGACCGGCCGCUCUUCUUCUUGACUGGGAAACAUAUAUGACAAGACUACGUGAACACAGUGAGCUCAAAAGAGUCAGAAACGUAAAUUGCCAAAGAGAAAGAAGAAAAGUAAUGUGCUGCAGUGUCUGUUGUUGAAUGUUCUCACUCAUUUUGGUUUUGAAUGGACGAUGCAGGAUGUUCAAAAGACAGUUGACUCGAAGAGUGGAUAGGACACACUGAUCGUUACCUAUCACUGCACACACACACACACACACACACAGGUCAUCUAUGAAAAUGUGCUAUUGCCAAGGAAACAGAGGGAAACAGUCAUUGUUAUUCUGUGAGUAACCAAAAAAACUGUUCAGGAAGCAUUAAGGAUAAUCAAGGUGGCUUUUCACUAAACCUCAAAUGAAAUUCUGUCAAUCUAGUGGUGCUGUUUGCGCUCACUGAAGUUUGUGUACCGCUCCACAAAACACUUAAUUGCUAAUGAAAUUUGUCUUAUAAAUAAGAAAUAACCGUUAUCUAAAUUGAUAUUGGUUUGGGUAUAAAAAACUGAAAUGAAUCAGCGUGUGUGCUUGAGAGAUACGAAGCAGAAAUGUAUUAUAUGUAUUGAAUAUAAGCAAAAAUAGCAACUAAAUCACUGCAUACUGUACCUUUGAAGAAACUCCUUAAUUGCAGUUACUGCUUUUGUGUUUUGUCUGAUUCAUUUGUAUUUUGUAUUUUGAAGUUGUUGUAAUAUCCCAGGUUCUGAAAGCUUCCUUGCAGGUGCACUCAGCACGAGAAGCUUUCUAAAGGUUAGACACAAUCAUUUGUGUGCAUUAGUAGCCGAUUUUUGGCAACAAUCAUGUUCGUGAGAUUUGUAUUAUGUGAAAAAAAAGUACUUAUUUUCAGUUUAUACACAAAAUAUAAUUGUGGAGGCGUUUCUCUGUUUGGAUGUAGAACCUAUUUUGUGCUCUAUGCUGCAUAUGCUGAUUUUAUCUGUACUGUCCACUGUGUAGUGGCAGCCUUUGACAAUGUACAGUUUUUUAUGCUUUUAAUUGUAUAAAUGUACAGACAUUUUCACA
Molecule: messenger RNA, 6904 nt
Organism: Scophthalmus maximus (turbot)
Lineage: Eukaryota; Metazoa; Chordata; Actinopteri; Pleuronectiformes; Scophthalmidae
Gene: greb1
Product: growth regulating estrogen receptor binding 1
Exons: 33
Coding region: 10-5901 (1963 amino acids)
Biological process (GO): multicellular organism development
Source: RefSeq, a predicted model, not a curated record